CGCUUCCCCUCCCCCUGUCCCCCGCGGGGCCUCUGGGUCCGGCUGGACCAUGUUCACCAGCACCGGUUCCAGUGGGCUUUACAAAGCACCUGUGUCCAAGGGUCUUUUACUGGUCCCCAGUGCCCUGUCCCUCCUGCUGGCCCUCCUCCUUCCACACUGCCAGAGGUUCUUUGUGUACGACCUCCAGGCAGUCAAGGACGACUUCCAGAUUUGGAGGUUGAUUUGUGGAAGAAUAAUUUGCCUUGAUUUGAAAGAUACUUUCUGCAGUAGUCUGCUUAUUUAUAAUUUUAGGAUAUUUGAAAGAAGAUAUGGAAGCAGAAAAUUUGCAUCCUUUCUGCUGGGUUCCUGGGUUUUGUCAGCGGUGGGUGACUUUAUCCUCGUUGAAGCUGUGCGGUAUUCCUUUGGUAUCACUGCAGCCAGGAAUUUGCCUUCUGGACUCCUGGCACCUGUGUUUGCUCUGUUUGUACCAUUUUACUGCUCCAUCCCGAGAGUCCAGGUGGCACAUAUUCUGGGCCCGUUGUCCAUCACAAACAAGACACUGAUUUAUAUAUUGGGACUACAGCUUUUCACCUCUGGUUCCUACAUCUGGAUUGUAGCCAUAAGUGGACUUAUUUCCGGGCUCUGCUACAACAGCAAAAUGUUACAAGUUCAUGAGGUGCUCUGCGUCCCCAGCUGGAUGGCAAAGUUCUGUUCUUGGACACUUGAGCCCAUCUUCUCAUCUUCAGAACCUACCAGCGAGGCCAGAAUCGGGAUGGGGGCCACGGUAGACAUUCAGAGACAGCAGAGGAUGGAGCUGCUGGACCGGCAGCUGAUGCUGUCACAGUUUGCACAAGUGAGGCGGCAAAGACAGCAGCAGGGAGGAAUGAUCAACUGGAACCGUCUUUUCCCUCCUCUACGUCAGCGACGAAACGUAAACUAUCAGGAUGGUCGGCAGUCUGAGCAACAAGCGUCCCCUCCUCUAGAGGUUUCGGAGGAGCAGGUUGCCCGGCUCAUGGAGAUGGGAUUUUCCAGAGGUGACGCUUUGGAAGCCCUGAGAGCUUCAAAUAAUGACCUUAACGUGGCCACCAACUUCCUGCUGCAGCACUGAUGGUCCCAGCGGACAGCACAGGGGCCGGUGGGCUGCUGACCACAGCGGUGCCGUCCCGCUACCAGCUCAGCCCCAGGACCCGGCACUCUCUGGCAAGAUGUCCUCGCUGUCCUCCUGAGCAAAGGGUGGUCCCCGCUGCUCCCUCCCUUAAUUCCAAGAUCAUUACCAUUAAGUAUCCAAAAUAAGUUUGCCAUUAAGGUAGCAUGUAUUUUCUAUCUUUAUUUUUUUAUGGAGUAUUUUCCUUGGUUUGGAGAAUUAAUCUCCCAUUCCUAAUGUGUUUAAAAUGCAUUAAAAUUACAGAUUUCUGCAAGCAGUUGAAUAGCACUCCACAUGGGAAA
Lipotes vexillifer (Yangtze River dolphin) is the source of this 1425-nucleotide messenger RNA. RefSeq names its product UBA domain containing 2 (gene UBAC2). Bases 50 to 1087 code for a protein of 345 amino acids. Gene Ontology annotation, molecular function: protein binding; serine-type endopeptidase activity. The transcript is spliced from 9 exons. The record is from RefSeq and is a predicted model, not a curated record. Lineage: Eukaryota; Metazoa; Chordata; Mammalia; Artiodactyla; Lipotidae.